AUGCAAAGGGAUAGUGUUUCUGGUGGCCCAUCAACACCUGGUGGGCCUACUGCACGGUUACGCAGACGCAGAGGUUCAAAUGAGGUCCCUCCGGAAGUUGAGAAAGCUGAUGGAAGCAAUUUACUUGCUAAUGAUCGUAACAAGUACAAGUCGAUGCUAAUCCGUACAUAUUCAACUGUUUGGAUGAUUGGAGGCUUCGUCUUUGUAAUAUACAUGGGCCACCUUUAUAUUUGGGCCAUGGUAAUUGUUAUCCAAAUUUUUAUGGCAAAGGAGUUGUUCAAUUUGCUUAGGAAAGCACAUGAAGACAAAAGACUCCCAGGAUUCAGGCUCCUAAAUUGGCACUUCUUCUUCACGGCAAUGCUGUUUGUGUAUGGUCGCAUUGUCAGUCAAAGGCUCGUGAACACUGUGACUACGGACAAAGUUCUGUAUAAGCUCGUGAGCAAAUUUAUCAAGUAUCAUAUGGUUACUUGUUAUUUCCUAUAUAUUGCAGGUUUCAUGUGGUUCAUUCUUACACUGAAGAAGAAAAUGUACAAGUAUCAAUUUGGGCAGUAUGCUUGGACACACAUGAUUCUUAUUGUGGUGUUCACCCAAUCGUCAUUUACUGUGGCAAAUAUCUUUGAAGGAAUUUUCUGGUUCCUUCUCCCAGCAUCACUCAUUGUCAUAAAUGAUAUUGCUGCUUAUAUUUUUGGGUUUUUCUUUGGCAAAACACCUCUUAUCAAGUUAUCGCCAAAGAAAACAUGGGAAGGAUUUAUUGGAGCUUCUGUUGCUACCAUGGUUUCGGCUUUUUUGCUGGCAAAUAUAUUGGGUCGCUUUCAGUGGCUGACGUGCCCACGGAAGGAUUUAUCGACUGGCUGGCUUCAAUGUGACCCUGAUCCAUUAUUUAAACCAGAAAGUUAUUCUCUCCCAGAGUGGCUUCCCGAAUGGUUCCCAUGGAGAGAGGUGUCUGUUUUGCCUGUACAGUGGCACGCAUUGUGUCUUGGUCUUUUCGCAUCAAUUAUUGCCCCUUUCGGAGGGUUUUUUGCCAGUGGCUUUAAGAGAGCUUUUAAGAUCAAGGAUUUUGGUGAUAGCAUUCCUGGACACGGUGGCAUCACUGAUAGAAUGGAUUGCCAGAUGGUGAUGGCUGUUUUCGCAUAUAUCUAUCACCAGUCAUUUGUUGUGCCACAGAGCUUGUCGAUCGAGAUGAUCAUGGACCAGAUAUUGAUGAACCUUACGUUUGAGGAACAACGGGCAUUGUACUCAAAACUCGGGCAGAUCAUCAUGGAGAGGCAGUUUGGUGAAUCAUGA
This is a messenger RNA of Striga hermonthica, 1284 nucleotides long. The record is from the annotation of a GenBank genome assembly. NCBI's taxonomy places the organism in Eukaryota, Viridiplantae, Streptophyta, Magnoliopsida, Lamiales, Orobanchaceae.